UGGGUGGCCGUAGCGACCCGGGACCGGCUCCGGGAUGGGGAGUGAAGUCCCCGGAGCCGCGGCGGCGGCGGUGGCGGCGGCGGCGGCGCCUUGAGGAGCAGCCACGGGGAGGCAGCUGCCGCUCGUCGGUGAGUAACUGGGAAGCGCCACCAUGACGUUUCGUAAGAAGGGCUCCAAGAACCCCCCAGUCCUGAGCCAGGAAUUCAUCCUGCAGAAUCAUGCGGACCUUGUCGCCUGUGUGGGGAUGUUCUUCGUGCUGGGGCUCAUGUUCGAGGGAACAGCAGAAGUGUCGAUCGUUUUUAUUACUCUCCAGCACGGUGUUACCUUCCCUGCCGAAGAAGCAGAAGAAAAAGCCACAGCACCUAAGUUCCUUUAUCAUUAUGGUGCCAAAGAUUUGGCCACAGUGUUCUUCUACAUGCUGGUGGCAAUCAUCAUUCACGCCACUAUUCAAGAGUAUGUCUUGGAUAGAAUUAACAGGCGAAUGCAGUUCCCCAAACCGAAACAAAGCAAAUUUAACGAAUCUGGUCAGUUUAGUGUAUUCUUCCUUGUCUCUUGUAUUUGGGGCACAUUCAUUCUACACUCUGAAAACUGCCUGUCAGACCUGUCUGUCUUAUGGAGGGCUCAUCCCAAUAACAUGAUGACAUUUCAGAUGAAGUUUUUCUAUAUCUCACAGUUGGCUUACUGGUUUCACGCCUUUCCUGAACUCUACUUCCAGAGAAUCAAACCUCAAGAUCUCUCCCAGCAAGUUGUCUACGUUGGUCUUCACCUCUUUCACAUUGCGGGAGCUUACCUCUUGUACUUGAAUCACCUGGGACUUCUUCUUUUGAUGAUGCAUUAUUUUGUGGAAUUCCUUUCCCACUUUUGCGACCUGUUUUAUUUUAGCGAUGAAAAGUACCAGAAAGAGUUUUCUCUGUGGGCCAUUGUGUUUAUUUUGGGUCGACUCGUGACUUUAAUUGUUUCUGUGAUCACUGUUGGUUUUCACCUGGCUGGAGGGCAGAAUGGGAGUUCGGACGGCACUACCGAAGAUGUGAACGUGUUGGCAGCGAAAAUUGCUGUUCUGUCAUCCAGUUGCACUAUCCAAGCAUACAUAACAUGGAAUUUAUUUAAUGUUCAGCUUCAGAGGUGGAUGGAAGAAGAUGCUCCUCUUCAGGCCCCAAGUGUGAAGAAGAAACGGACUAAGGGCAGGUUUUCUAGAAAAGGAACAGAAAACGGUGUGGCAACUUCAAAUAGAGUAGACUCUCCCCAUAUGAGGAAAGAAAAAUCUUCAUAAUGAAUUGCAAGUUAAUUGACUAAUGUCUCAAAAGAAGUCUGCUCUUUGCUAUAAGAUACCUUUCUUCGCUGGAGACUUUUCUGUUCUUGAAAAUAGUCUGUGCUGUCCUUGAUUUCUGCUACUGUAGUGUGUAAUGUAUGUUUUUAAAAGGCAUUUGAGGGGAGGAUGAUUAUUAUGAGUGGAAAAAUAUUUAGUUUAGACUAAGCUACUCAUCAUCAACAUGGUUUAGGGAUCGCUAUAUUUCCUUUUUUACCUUUGAACAUUUUCCUAAUUUGUAGAGAUAACUCCAAAGCUCCACGUAUCAGUGACACGGUUCUUGCUCCCACCAAUCUUUUGUAACGUUAACAAGAUGGUCUUUUAUAGCAAUGACAUAUUUUUAAUGUUCUCUUCUAGGAUAAAAUAGAAACAUUAUAAAUCUGGAAGUCAAUUUCAUUAAGUUUUCCAUAUUCCCUAAUUCUUAGAAUGUUUUUUUUUUUGAAUUGACAAGUGGAGAAGAGAUUUGUAAAACGAACAAAAUAAUGAUGUAUUUUGUAGGUAGUGGUUGUUAGCGUUACAUACCACUAAAAAAAAACCAAGAUACUAAUGGUUAACAUGUGGAGACUUAUUGCCAUAUAUUGAAUCAAAAUAUCUUGAAUCAACAUUAUUACUAAGAGGAAAGAUCAUACUUGUCUAUUUUAAACACUUGUAAACUAGAAAUCAGAAAAUUAAAGACUGUUAAAAGGAAAUCAGACUUAAAUAACUUUUUUGAUAUGUGUAUUAAAAAUCAUUCUUCAUGAGUAUUUGGUAUCCACAGCAUCUUAGAAGAAUAUUGUUUAACCUGUAAGUCAUUUUGGAAAAUAAUGCUUACUUGAUUUAUAUCUAUAAAAAGAAUGUCAUCUAAUUACAUGUUGAAAACAUUUAAUAUACUAACCUUAAAUAAUGUGAAAAUCAUAUUCUUAUGAAGGCUUUUCAAAAUAAUGUUAUAAAUAUAGCUUUGCUUCCAUCUUUAAUUGGGAAACAUUUAUCUGUAUAAGACAUAUUUUAGAGAUAUAUAUGUGUAUAUAUGUAUAUAUAUGCAUAUAGGUAUGUGUAUAUAUGUACAUAUAUGCAUGUGUAUAUAUGUACAUAUAGGCAUAUAUGUAUCUGUAUAUAUAUAUGUAUAUAUAGGUAUAUGUUGUAUCUUUAGAGAAGCCAAUGGACUGUAGUGGUAUUUAUUAUAUUUAUUUUCUUCUCUCAACCUUUAGUUUGAUUUUAUUUCCAUAAUGUGAGUGCUUAUAUUUUUUUCAGGAGACAGUGCUUUAAAAAUAUGCUAGGAUAAGGCCAUAUAUUUCCUAUUCCUCUCUAUAUUCUCCUACCAUGUCUCUCAUAUCUCUGCUUCUGAUAACCUUCCAUUUGGCUUGUUGUAAGUAAUUCAACUUUCCCAAUCAUGGGGGUCCCUGCAAAUUAAACUAAUACAGGUAUAUUGCACACCAAAGACAGAGGAGCCACGCUUGGCAAAACAUUCUUUUCUAUUCUUUCUGCUUUGAGAGGUACAUAACAAAGCAAGAUUGUUUCUGUUUUGUCUGUAGAAUCCAUCAUCCUACUACUUCUUUUUUUCUCAGUUGCCAAAUACAAUAGUUUUGGUAGCACAUGCUCUAGGUCCAAAGUACAAUAACUUCACUUUAACCAACCACGAUGCAAUUGUAAAACAAAGAUUUUUCAGAGUGGUCUUUUUUCUCACUUCCCUCACUUUUACUUGUUUUUUUUUUUUUUUUUGCAGUACGCGGGCCUCUCACUGUUGUGGCCUCUCCCGUUGUGGAGCACAGGCUCCGGGCGCACAGGCCCAGCGGCCAUGGCUCACGGGCCCAGCCGCUCCGCGGCAUGCGGGAUCCUCCCAGACCGGGGCACGAACCCGUGUCCCCUGCAUCAGCAGGUGGACUCUCAACCACUGCGCCACCAGGGAAGCCCUUCCCUCACUUUUAAAGAAUUCUCCCCUGUUACUUGUAACCUCAUUCCUGGUAACAAAUUUCUUAUCUAUUAUGUACGUAAUUCAUUUUCCAAUAAGUGCAGACCUGAUUCAAACUGGCAAAUGAUUGCAAGAAAAGUAUUUCCUCACAUGACUGGCAAUGCCAAGAGCUAAAUUGUGAUUGACAUUAAACAUGAUUCGGGCCCAGAUCAAUUUCCCUGGGAUUUUCUAGGGCUCUGUUCCUCUCAGAUUGUCUUUUUGGCAGGAAAUGACUACAGAUGUUCAAGGCUUCAUAUCUGCACACUACAUACAUGGUAGAGAGGAAGAGAGGAAAUCUGAUUUCUAGAAUUCCCAAAACACUGAGAGUUACUUUUACUGAAUUUAUUUGGUAUAGGGUUGUAUUGGGCUGGUUGGUUAAAUUAGUUUAUAUGCUUCACCCAUGCAAAAAGGCAAAGCCCCCUUCCUGUAAGAUGUGGGUCAACAAGAAGUAGCAAGGUUGAGGACAAAAGGGGGAAGGAUGCUGGGUACAUCUCAACUAUUCAUAAGAGUUCAAUAAACGUUUCCAGAAAAUGUAUGCCAAGUAAAUUAUGAAAGCAACACUGUAAAUAAAAUUCAGCACAAUACAAAUUGCUAAGUCUCCCCCUUUUAGAAAUUACAUUCAGAAAAACAUGCCAUAAGAAAGGUCAGCGUGACAAUUUGGUUUCUAUCAAAAUGAAUCACAUGGAAACAAAAAUUUCCAUUAUCAUUAUUCAAGGUAUUAUUAAAGCAGGCAUUAGUUAACCCUUUGAAAAGUCAAAUAACCAAUUGAUCACCAAAUGUUGUCAAAGUCAUAAAGAUAUAUCUGAUUAUUGAAUUUGAAGAUAUUUGUCUGAUUUAUUGGCUUCAAUGCUUGCUAAGCUGUAUUCUUUAAGUACAUCUACAGGUAUAGAAUUUCUAGGAUGGAUUUAGAGUGAAUUUUCCUUAAAAAAUUAUUCUGCUAGCAUUUAUUUAAAAGUGUAUCUCAUUUUUUUAAACAAAUAGUAGAAAUGUGUUACUAAACCUACAUGUCUCAUAAGAAACAAGCACGCUAUUUUCCUAGUGAUCAGUAUAAUUCUUCAUUUCAUUUCAGUAAGGAAGGAACAUCCUGCAGAUAUUUCUUCAUUUAUCUUUCAUCAGUAUUUAACUAUCAGUAGAGGAAAUAUGUAUAGCCAACCGUGUGCUGACUUGGAAUAGAUUCUCAAGAAUAUUAGAGUUACAACAUUACUAUUUUAAAGCUAUCUUGAAGACAUAAAAUAUUCUGAUAUCUUUUUAAUUUGGAAAAACCUGGGUAAAGUUUUAAGUUCUCACUCAGUGAGACUAAAUGAGAAUAAUUUAUAUAGAGUAAUAAAAGACAUUACUGAUGCUUUACAUAGGAAAGGAAAUAUUGGUGCAGUUCCUGAGAUGAAAUUCUUGGGGGGAAAUAUCCUUGUGAAUGUGUCAUGCUGGGGGGACUAGGACUUGUGUACUUGAAUCAUGGCAGAGAAUGCAUUCCAGUUGCAAUCACAGACCAUUGUAAUCUGGUGACUUGCCUGUAUGAAGAGGAUAGAUAGUGUGGGUGGGUGAAAGGAAGUAAUUGAGGCUUAAUAACAGAUCAGAUUACCAGAAAGUUAAUACUCCCACUUCCUGAAUUUCUCUGGAAAUGGAGGACUAUUUUUUACUGCCAUCUUUCAAUCUACAUUCUGUAAGAAACUUCCACACUAAAUAAGACAGAGUAGUAUCUGCCAAUUCCCCUCAGUUAUGUAGAAAAAUUAUCAUAAAUCCAUCAUUCAAAAUCCCCUAUAUUUCUAAAUGUUAAAUUAGAAUUGUUCUCAUGAUUAUACAGUCAUAUGACUGUCUAAAUUUUGGCCUCUAAAUCCCGAAAAGCAAAUCCUUUUUAGGCCCUGCACCACCUCUGGCACUUCUAAGUAUUCAAUAAAUGUAGAAAAAGUCAAACAUUAAGAAAGCUGCCUCUGAGGCAAUUCACCUGCUUUGUCCCAUUGUGUUUGGGGCUACUGCACUGCGUCAGCUAAUCUUUUUCAUUGCACAAUUUGAAAAAUACAUUGAUAUAUAAACUGGCCAUUUCAGGGGAUACUUAAAACACUUAGGAAAUGACAGUGAUAUGUGGUUAAAGAUUUGCUUAAAUUUUAACGUGAACAGAAUUAAAUUAACUGCACAGUAAUGAUGUGUACAUCUUCUAUCCAUCAUAAAAGUGAUUAGAGUUGUGUUAAGGGACAUGGCUACUCAAUAAUUCAGGCAACAUACCUAUUUUAAAUAAAGGGAAAGUGACUUUCCUAAAUUAAAAGUAAAAAAUACUGAAUUUCAAUACCAACAGCACUAUUCCCCAAAUCAAAUCAGGUCAGUGCACAGAAUCUCAUGGCUUGAGGAAAAUUUGAGAAAAGAGAACAUUUCCUCAUGCCCUAAGGCAUGGGAUGUCACCUAAGCCAUCACAGGCUGAAAGUAUAUACAUCCCAAGAUAUAUUUAAUAUUUCUUCCUCUUGCUGCUUUUAUUACCUAAUUAAUUUUUUAAAAGCUGUUCCUCAAAUACAAAAUUACCAAAAUAUGUAAUUUGUAAAUUUUAUUACAUUGUUUUAAAAAAUAUGUUUCCAGUUAUAUUGUUAUAAAUUCAGCAGAGGAGGGUAAUAAUAUGAUUAUAAUAAUGGUUAACCAAAGAAGUCAUGGUUAAGCCCUUGCUGUGACCCUUAGAGCAGUGUGAACUUUGGAAGAUGCCUAAACAUUCUAAGUCUUGGAUCGCAUGUCACUAAAAUGACAAAGAUAUUUAUAUAUUUCAAAAGCUACUAUAAAGAUUGAAAAUAUAUGCAUAUACAAAGUCAUAAAUUAUGUGUGUAUGUGUAUGAAUACUGCUUUUGUUAACAGAUGUGGCUUAAGAUAACACUUGUUCAUGUGUUUUUGUUUUCUCUAUAUAUAAUUUUACAUUUUAUAAAUGUAUAGUCUCAAUACAUACAUAUAUGCAUGUAUGUGUUUAUGCAUACACAUAUAUGUACAUAUGCAUACACACAGAUUUCCCCUAUACAUUUACAUACUUAUUUUUCAAUAGACUUUAUUUUUUAGAGCGGUUUUAGGAUUACAGCAAAACUAAGCAGAAAGCACGGAGUUCCCAUGUAACCCCUGAUCCACUCGCCCCACAACACACACAUGUAUAGCUUUCCCCCAGCAUCCUGCAUCAUGGUGGUACACUGGUUAUAAUCAAUGAACCUACACUGACACAUCAUAAUCACCGCAAGUAUAUAGUUUACAUUAGGCUUCACCCUUCGUGUUGUACAUUCUAUCAGUUUUGACAAACAUAUAAUGACGUGUAUCUACCAUUAUCAAAGAAAAUAAUUUCAUCGUCUAAAAAUCCUCUGUGUGCCACCUAUUCAUCCUUCCCUCCCCAUGCAUUUUUAAGCACUAUACAAAGGUAUGGCAUUGAGUUUUCCCUCACGUCUGGGUAGGAAGCAGUAGAAAAUUCAAGUAUAGCCAUAGUUCCACCUCUGUAUCUAGCUGAUAUUUAAUAAGGAAUCCUUUCCCCAAAUGUAUGAACUAUUGUUUACUAAAUAUAUAGUGUACAUUACAAAUAUAUAUUACUAAAAAUGUAUAUAAAUUAUCUUCUGAGUAAAUGCACACUUAUUAAAGUUAACUAAAUUCGUAGUGA
Messenger RNA from Orcinus orca (killer whale), 6840 nucleotides. It is a transcript of the gene TRAM1L1, whose product is annotated as translocation associated membrane protein 1 like 1. The transcript has a single exon. The record is from RefSeq and is a predicted model, not a curated record. Lineage: Eukaryota; Metazoa; Chordata; Mammalia; Artiodactyla; Delphinidae. Bases 152 to 1270 code for a protein of 372 amino acids. Gene Ontology annotation, biological process: protein insertion into ER membrane; SRP-dependent cotranslational protein targeting to membrane, translocation. Gene Ontology annotation, cellular component: endoplasmic reticulum membrane.